GCAGGGCGUGAAGGAGUUCAAGUGCGAGGUGUGCGGGCGGGAGUUCACCCUUCAGGCCAACAUGAAGCGGCACAUGCUGAUCCACACGAGCGUCCGUCCCUACCAGUGCCACAUCUGCUUCAAGACCUUUGUGCAGAAGCAGACGCUCAAGACCCACAUGAUUGUGCACUCACCAGUGAAGCCAUUCAAAUGCAAGGUCUGCGGGAAAUCCUUCAACCGCAUGUACAACCUGCUGGGCCACAUGCACCUGCACGCGGGGAGCAAGCCCUUCAAGUGUCCCUACUGCUCCAGCAAGUUCAACUUGAAGGGCAACCUCAGCCGGCACAUGAAGGUCAAGCACGGGGUGAUGGACAUCAGCCUGGACAGCCAAGAUCCCAUGAUGGACCUGGCUGGGGCUGACCACGCCGAGCUGGAUGGGCAGCAGGAGAUGGAUGACUUCGAGGAGGAGAACUCUUACAGCUACAGGGGGGUGGGCAACCCUCCAGAUGAGCACGCGCUGGCCGAGCAGGCCAUGAAGGAGAUGGCCUACUACAACAUGUUGUAGCCGAGGCUGG
This is a messenger RNA of Antrostomus carolinensis (chuck-will's-widow), 554 nucleotides long. Its product is annotated as zinc finger protein 710-like. The coding region runs from base 62 to 544 and encodes 160 amino acids. Gene Ontology annotation, biological process: regulation of transcription by RNA polymerase II. The transcript is spliced from 3 exons. The record is from RefSeq and is a predicted model, not a curated record. Gene Ontology annotation, cellular component: nucleus. Gene Ontology annotation, molecular function: DNA-binding transcription factor activity, RNA polymerase II-specific. NCBI's taxonomy places the organism in Eukaryota, Metazoa, Chordata, Aves, Caprimulgiformes, Caprimulgidae.